AUGAAACAGUUUAUACUCUUUAUUUGUCUCCUUGCUAUAUCAUGUCCAGUAAUAGCAGAAGAUCCCACUCAAAUAAUGCUCACGAAUUAUUUACAGAAAGUAUCGGAUAAACGUGGGUUACUUUCAAAUGAAACAUUUAUAAGUUCAAUGUUUCAAUCAUUUCGAAAUUAUCAUCCUCGUCGAUAUCAAGCACCCAAUAAUGAAACAGUACAUUACCAGAUUUUUCAAAAUAGACUUAAAACAGCAGUUGAAAAUAAUAUUCAACCAAAUCUCACAUUUACACGUGGUCUUAACCAAUAUUCUGAUUGGACACCAUCCGAAUUACAAGUUCUUCGUGGUAAUCGUCCACCACCAUCGAUAGCACGAGCCAACUAUGUUACAAUGACUUUUUCUCGAACACAACAAAGCAAAGGAUCCAAAAAAAGAAAGCAUCCACCACCCACAUCUACAACCACAUCCACACGGGCACCCAUAUUCACAUCUACAACCACAUCCACACGGGCACCCAUAUUCACAUCUACAACCACAUCCACACGGGCACCCAUACCCACAUCUACAACCACACCUACAUCCACACCUGGUAUAUUUGAUUAUACAACACAAGUAUCAGCAUUAAAUAAAAAUGUAUCAAUUAUAAGACCAAUUAGAGAUCAAGGAUAUUGUGGAAGUUGUUAUGCAUUUGCUAUAAUUGCGUUAUUCGAAGCUCAAUAUGCAUUUCAUUAUGGACAAGCAGUUAAUAUGAGUGAUCAACAAAUUGUUGAUUGUUCAACAGGUGAUUAUGGAUGUAUUGGUGGUUAUUUUGAUACAUCAUUUGCUUAUGUACAAAAUUACAAUUGGUAUCUGGAUAGUGCUUUAAGUUAUCCUUACAAAGCUGUUGCUUCUACUUGCGCAGCCAAAACAACUAAUGGAUGGUCUGUUGGUAAUUUAGUUUAUCGUCAUCUAACACCAAAAAAUGCAUCAGCUAUGCAAGAAGCACUUGUUACUUUUGGUCCUUUAUGGGUAAGUUUAUAUGUCGGUUCAGACUGUUCUGGUACUGCAAAAGCAAAGUGUCCAGUAGAUCCAACUGUUGCAGGCAAUAUUAUGCAUGCAUUUCAAAGUUAUACAGGUGGAAUUUUCCAAGUAAAUGGAUGUAUAACAUCAGCAGCUAAUAAUAAUCAUGCUAUGGUUAUUGUUGGAUAUGGACAUGAUCCAGUAACGAACUUAGAUUAUUGGAAACUACGUAACUCAUGGGGUAUUGGAUGGGGAGAAAAUGGUUACGUUAGAAUACAACGUGGUAACAACAUGUGUAAUAUUGAAUCGGAUGCUUUUUUAAUUGCUAAACCAGCAGCUUAA
Molecule: messenger RNA, 1332 nt
Organism: Rotaria sp. Silwood2
Lineage: Eukaryota; Metazoa; Rotifera; Eurotatoria; Philodinida; Philodinidae
Source: the annotation of a GenBank genome assembly